Molecule: messenger RNA, 1875 nt
Organism: Athalia rosae (coleseed sawfly)
Lineage: Eukaryota; Metazoa; Arthropoda; Insecta; Hymenoptera; Athaliidae
Exons: 2
Coding region: 379-1722 (447 amino acids)
Source: RefSeq, a predicted model, not a curated record
CUCGUCCGAUCACCGAAGUUAAGGGAUCGUCUCAGUGUGAAAUUUUCGAAAAAUCGAUUUUUUUUUUAUUGCAUUAUCGGAUAGUAUACACUGCAAUAAACACUCUCUCAAAUUUUCAAAUCGAAAUUCAAAGUAUUACGGUCGCUACAGCGUUUCUGGUAGAAAGGGAACGGAGUAGGGAACGGAGCGAGACAUCUGCCUCGUUCGCCGCUCCGCUCGACCGUUAUUCCUUUUGUUUAUUUUUCUACCUGCGUGUGUAUCCUUCUGAGGUACCUACGUUCUAUAACUUUCGAAAAUAAACUUGCCAAGCAUUUCAGUUCGUUUUCGACAUCGACCACGAAUAGACAUAAGAGUGAAACCUCCACGAAAAAAAUCAAAAUGGAUAGAAAAGGCGCAAGAGACACGAAACCUCGACGUGAUAGGAAAAGACCCGCAAAAUUCAAGGGCACAAAUCGACAUUGUAUUGAGACGGAUAUAUCAUUUGCAAGUACUUCGGCGGCGAAAAUAGGGAGAAAGAGUCCGGAGUUUGAGGUAAAAAUCGAUCAAACAUUCAGCUAUGUUUUGAUCGAAUUUGCCUUGGUUUUCGGCGCUCUUCAACAACUCCUGAAAUGCAAAAAUUGUGAUAGUGAUGUGCGAUUCUAUAAAAAAUCGAUUCGAGGUUUAGGAUUCAAAAUUUGUGUUGAUUGUUUGUGUUCGGACCCGGCCGAGAUCAACUCUUGUCCGUUGAUAAACAAUGCGUACGAAAUCAACCGCCGUUUCUGUUUCGUCAUGCGAAUACUCGGCAUCGGCAUACAUGGCAUCAGAAAUUUUGUCGCAUUAAUGGAUCUAAGUUCAACUUUCAACAGCACAACGUAUUACGGAAUCAUGAAAAUGCUGCAUAUUGUUGUGAAAUCGGUAUACACGGCCGUUAUCCAAAAAGCAGGCUCCGAAGAAAAAAAAAAAAAUUUGGAAGCGGAAAAUCGAGCGGAUAUUCUCACGGUGUCUGGUGAUGGAUCCUGGUCGAAGCGCGGUUUUACUUCGCGCAUGGGUAUCGUGUCUGUGAUUGGAAAAUACACCAAUAAAGUCAUGGACGUUGCUGUUCGGUCAAGCUUUUGCAAAGCUUGUUCACUUUGGAAGGGAAGAGAAAACACGGUUGAAUACGAUGCAUGGUAUGCGACGCAUGAACCAGAGUGCAACGUAAAUCACGAAGGCAGCGCUGGAAAAAUGGAGGUUGAUGGUAUGCUCGAAAUUUUCCAAAGAUCUGAGGAAAUCCACAAUGCAAAAUACGGAUUUUAUAUUGGAGAUGGAGAUACAAAGACCUUCAAAAUGUUGUUAGAAGCCAAGCCUUAUGGCGACAAGCUCACGAUAAAAAAAAAAGAAUGCACGGGCGCAAAUACCCAAAAUAACAACGAGAGUUUUAAUCAUUGCGUGUGGCAACUCGCUCCCAAACACAUAUUCUGUGGGAAGCAAACCGUAGAAAUCACGACGUAUUGUGCAGCCUGUACAUUCAACGAAGGGUUCGAUCCACUUUUGAAAAUCAUGGAGACAAUGGGAUGUACCAUAGGGCCGAUAGCCGCAGACUUCGCUGCAAAAUAUAAAGCAGAGCGCAUCAAAACUGCAGAUCGCCGAAGCUCUCUGGACAGCAAAGAAGCCAGGACAGCCCGUCGAACUGAAAUUUCGGCCGAAAAUGAGGAGUUCGAGGAAGCAGAAGGAGUAUUGUAUGGACCUGGCAUCGCCGAUUGAUUAUUAAAAUUGCGGCCGUCACCGUGGAAACCGUGCAGCACCUUUUUUUUUCACGUGAAAUUUCAUUAAUUUAUAUAACAAUGAUGCACUCAAUAAAUAAACUUUAAAAAAAUCAUUUUGUUUUCUUCAUAAACGUAUUUAUUUGUAAAAAAA